Messenger RNA from Labrus bergylta (ballan wrasse), 1097 nucleotides. It is a transcript of the gene chtf8, whose product is annotated as CTF8, chromosome transmission fidelity factor 8 homolog (S. cerevisiae). Gene Ontology annotation, cellular component: Ctf18 RFC-like complex. The record is from RefSeq and is a predicted model, not a curated record. Gene Ontology annotation, biological process: mitotic sister chromatid cohesion. Lineage: Eukaryota; Metazoa; Chordata; Actinopteri; Labriformes; Labridae.
ACGCACAGCAGCGCACAGCACGCACAGCUGGCGGGAAAUACUAACGCAGAGUAAACCAUAGUGUGGUUGUUUGGUCGGACCCGGACCAGGUUUAUGGUGAAUGUUUAAAAGUUGUCAAUUUUACGUUUAAUUACAUUUGAACUAACAAAGAAAGAGCUUGUGGUCGAACUAUGGUCCAAAUAGUCAUAAGAGGCAGUGUGGACGGCAGCAGUCCUCCAGAAUGGCUGCUGGUGGAGCUGCAGGGAGAAGUGAUUUCCAGACACAACUCUGGCCUGGUUGGAAAUGUGAUGGGAGACCUGCUAUACACCAAAGAGGGGGUGCCAGUGCUCAUUGUGGGACAUCAUAUUCUGUAUGGGAAGCAGGUCAAAAUGGAGAAACCUUUUGCUGUCCUCACCAAGCAACCUGGGCAUUCGCAGGAUAGUCUGGGUGGCCAUGACAGUGAUGGUGUCACACAGACACCCAUGGAAACAAACCAGCAAGGACCCACCACCACCACAUACUCUGUGUCUGCCCUCAUCAAACGGAAGCUGAUCUUUAAGACUCGCCCCAAACCCAUCAUCACCAACGUGCCCAAGAAGGUUUAGAAAGACUGUUCAAUGACAUGAACUCGUUAGAGCGCUUUUUAAAGGGUUCAUGUCAGCCUUAACACUUUUGGAAAAGCGUCUGCACACUGACCAGAAUCAGGAGCAAUGUGUGGAACCUGAAAGGCCCUAAGCAAAGGAUUCUGUGCCUUUACACCGUAGUGUCAGGAGGGACCUGGUUUUUGAUGGAAUAUUUGCCCUGGAUAUAAAAUGGCUUAAUCUCUUUACAAGAAAUGUUCUUAACAUAAAUUGUCUUUUGAGUCCAACCACUAUCAUUUGUCCAAUAUGGGCCUAUAUAAGAUACUGUAUAUAUGUAUCAGCAUUUGUAUUACAGUUUUAAACCUUUACAGAAAAUCUACUGCAGUUCUUUGUCUACCAGAGUGCACUAUGCCACCAAAAUACUCAGAGAACUGUCUGCUGCACAUGCAGCAAUUGAUGGUCUGCACUAAAUAGAUGGUUGUCAGUGUUUAAUAAUGUCAUAUAUUCUUUUAUUAAAGUUAUUUGUGUAAAUAGGAA